Molecule: messenger RNA, 763 nt
Organism: Acipenser ruthenus (sterlet)
Lineage: Eukaryota; Metazoa; Chordata; Actinopteri; Acipenseriformes; Acipenseridae
Exons: 7
Source: RefSeq, a predicted model, not a curated record
UUUUGUUUUUAUUAUUGUUUCUUUAUAACGGUGAAAGAAGUUCACGGUCGGGGCUGCCUUGGAUUUAAUGAUGCCGUGUUGUCUUAGAUUUGGAAUAACAUUGCUGUUAGCAGUGUUAGUCACUGAAGUUUGGACGCAGAACCCCCCUCUAGGCUCGGUGAGGACAGAAUGUCAAGGGAGUGUUAUGAUGAUGAUGUUGGAUAAGUCUUUUGUUGGAAAGUAUUUUCGCAUCAAUGUGAUUGACAAUAAGGGGACGCUUGUGUCCCUCUCUCCAAGACUGGCUGCACAGUGUGGAUAUAGCUUAACUGUUGACUUCUUGGGAAAUGCCAAGUUCCUUGCUUCUGUGCUGAGCUGCUUUGCUCAGAACACAAAUGAUGAGACCUACAAGCUGACAGUACAAAUCAGUGUCUUCUCAAACAGUGCUAUGACUUCAGCUUCCUCCUAUGUUCAGAGCAUGACAUGCCGCUAUUCUCCAUGGGCAGAGAGGGAGAUUCUGUGUGAAAGAAACUACAUGGAGGUUUCUGUGAGAAGAGGGGUGCCACUUAUUGAGCCAAACUUUGUUCAAGAUGAUCCUGAUUGGUCCCUUGCGUACCCAGAGGCAACUGCUGCUGACAACAGCAUCUGGAAAAUUGUGUUCCAUCUCCCAGCAAAUAGAAAGACAACCAUGACUGUUGCUCAGGGCAUGACAAAUGGCUAUGGCAUAAACACUACACCAACUCGAAUUCUGGUUAGAGCUGCAUACAACUCCACAGAAAGCCAGCCU